AAACGCAGUCUUCCAGGCUAGGCCGCGAAAGUUUGAGAAAAGAUGGAUACAGUAACACAGUCAGAAAAUAUUAUGUCAAGUACUCCCAAAGAAACAAGAUCUUCCGUUGAUCGGCAUGAAAGAAAAACUUUGCAAACCUUACAGCCUUUGGUAGCAGUCACACCUCGUCGUGUUGGUAAAAGUGUGUCCUCAUUUUCUAAAGAUUCCUUUGGUGUAACAUCUAAGACUCCAUCCUCCACCAGUAUUCUUAAAAUUUAUAAAGACACCAAGGCGCCAGAUGCCUGCUCACAUGUUCAUUGCACAAGACAAACACAAACAGAAGAUUUCUUGCUGCAGGACUUAAUACAGGAGCACAUCCGCGCAGAUGAUUUUGAUGAUAGUGGUCGAGUGUCAGGAUAUAUUGACGAUCUUGUGAACAAUGAUGAAGUAUCAGAAACAUAUUGGAAAGAUUUAGCGGAGGAAAGGAGAAGAGGCCUAAAGGAAGCACUGGUCGAAAAUGAAAGACUGACAAUAGAAGUAGAAAAGUUACGUGAGGAAAACACAAGACUGUCUGAAAUAGCACAAGAAGCUGAAGCUCUGAAGGAAUUACUCAAGGAUGUGAUAUCUGAUGAUGAAGAGGCAGAAAGUCCUGAGGAUACAGAAACACAGAUCCAAGAACUUGACCAAUCUGCACAAGAGCCAAAUCACAAUUCCACCAGUGUAAAGGACCAGCCUGACCUAUCAACCAACCCGAUGAAAUCUGAUGAUGAGGGCUCAUCUUCCUAAUACAGUUCUACUUUUAAACAAUGUCAAUGCAGUAUUUUAAAUGUCAGUCAAGUUUUUAUUGUUAUUUUAUUCAACUUUUCAAUGAAAUGUAAAAUAUAUUUGUUUAAUUGGACACAAUCUUUCAUACAUUUGAACUGGGAUCUGUAAACACUUGAUUUCAAUUUUUAAAUUUACUUUUUGUAAGAAAAUCCAUGUUUGGCAUCCUGUUUUUUGUUUUUAUCAUUAAUGAAACAAUAAAACAAUAUGCUGUACAUUUGUUGAAAGGACUAGACAAAAAGGACUAUGGACCCCUCAUCAGAAUGGCUUUUAUAUUAGGAUUGAUUGUAUGUUAGUACUAGUGUACAAACUAAAGUUUCAGUGAAUCAACAUAUCAGUCAAUUAUUUCUUCCUUUACUUUUAGUUGGUUUAUUGUAAAUGUUGAAAGUCCCACAUAACUUGUUUUAUUGUUAGCCAACUAGGCAAUGGUGUCC
Messenger RNA from Physella acuta, 1235 nucleotides. RefSeq names its product geminin-like. The record is from RefSeq and is a predicted model, not a curated record. Lineage: Eukaryota; Metazoa; Mollusca; Gastropoda; Physidae. Gene Ontology annotation, cellular component: nucleus. Gene Ontology annotation, biological process: negative regulation of cell cycle; negative regulation of DNA replication.